CGUGGAAUUACUAUUGUGUCAUGUUUGGGAAAACUUUUUACCUCUAUCCGUAAUAAUCGCUUAUUAGAUUUUGAUACUUCAGAGCAGAAAAUAUCAAGCAGUCAAUUCGGAUUUCGAAAACAGUGUUUAACAGUUGAUGCCAUUUUCAUACUGCAAUUCUUAAUAAAGAGAGCAAAGCGAUUAUACAUCUGUUUUGUUGACUAUAAAAAAAGCACUCGAUUUUACAAAUAG
Molecule: messenger RNA, 231 nt
Organism: Lottia gigantea (owl limpet)
Lineage: Eukaryota; Metazoa; Mollusca; Gastropoda; Lottiidae
Exons: 1
Source: RefSeq, a predicted model, not a curated record